This is a messenger RNA of Sardina pilchardus (European sardine), 948 nucleotides long. RefSeq names its product putative nuclease HARBI1. The record is from RefSeq and is a predicted model, not a curated record. Bases 1 to 948 code for a protein of 315 amino acids. NCBI's taxonomy places the organism in Eukaryota, Metazoa, Chordata, Actinopteri, Clupeiformes, Clupeidae. The transcript has a single exon.
AUGCGUCAGCACUUCUCCCCGCUCGACGUGCUGUCAGACCGGGCUGUCCAGGAGAAGUACCGGCUGCCCCUUACGACCAUCCGAUGGCUGAUCACUCUGGUGACUCCACACAUCCAGAGAGCAUCCUGCCGCAAUUUUGUCCUCAGCCCGGAGGUGCAGCUCCUGGCUGCUCUGCGUUUUUACACAGUGGGGAGCUUCCUGGAGGUGGUGGGGGACGGCACCAGCCUCAGCAAGGCGUCUGUGUCCCGGAGUGUGGCAGCUGUCACACCCAUUCUCCUGCGCCAUGCCCGGAACCACAGUAAGAUGCCCACCACACGGGACGAGGUCCGUCAGGUCCAUCAGGGGUUCCACGCAGUGGCUGGGAUCCCCCGGGUGAUCGAUGUGGUGGACGACACCCUCCACCAUUCCUAUCCUCAAUCCCUCCCUGGUGGAUCCGUGCUGGAUCAGCAGGAAGCACUACGCGGCCAUCAACACACAGGUGGUGGUGGACCACAACGGCACAUCACUGACAUCGUCGCCAGGUUGCCAGGAGGCACACACGACAGCUUAAUUUGGGCCAACUACGCUGUGGGGCAGAAGGCUGGCAGAGAAGAGUUUGGUCUUCUAGGGUAUCCUCCUAGGGGACAGUGGCUAUCCUCUCCGGAGUUACCUCGUCACGCCAGUAACCAACCCAGCAACACAACCAGGACGAGGGUUGAGCGGGUGUUUGGCAUGUGGAAGUCCCGCUACAGGUGCAUUCAUCGUUCGUUGGGGGGGCUGCGCUUGUCUCCACACAAGUGUUGCCGUGUGAUUGUUGUCACUGCCAUGCUGCACAACAUCGCAGUGCACGUUGGCGCAGUUGAGCCACCUCCUGUGGAUGACGGAGAGGAACAUCCAGAGGACGAAGCCCCCGAACCCCACACCCCAGGAUGUGCGAGCAGUGCUCCAUCAGGCUGGUGCCCGGACUAG